Paramecium pentaurelia is the source of this 1008-nucleotide messenger RNA. The record is from the annotation of a GenBank genome assembly. NCBI's taxonomy places the organism in Eukaryota, Ciliophora, Oligohymenophorea, Peniculida, Parameciidae.
AUGUAGUAAUAUCAAAAAACCUUCAUUGGAAAACCUAUAGAUCGAAAUCUAAUUGUUAGAUCUACUCUUAAGUUACCAUAAAUUAGGUAAGAUGUCUCAAAUCAUUAGAGUAUUGGAAUAAUGAAUAUCCCCAAUAGAUCAUCAGAACAUAUUCGUAAUUCACGUUUACAUACUAAAACCAAAACUCAAGAUACUAUUAAGGCAGUUGUUAAAGAACGUCCUCAUUUUAAGUAGUUGCCUACUGAUAGAACUAUGCCUACAUUACCAUCGUUAAAUUCUCCAAGGUCUGAAGAUGAGGGAGAAUCAACUCAUAAAAGUUAGUUUUCAAUUAGAAGAACUGUUAUUGAUACACUCUCAUUGCGUUAAUCUCGAAGGACUAGUGUAGAGAAAGAAAAGUUUAAGGAAGAAAAGAAAGAGGAAAAGAAUGAAGAAGAAAGAGCUGAUGCCAAAUAAUUAAAUAGACACUAUGUAUAGAACUAAUAAUUAAUUCAUCAACAAUUAAGCAAAUCCCAUGAUGAACUUAUUUAAAAUAAUGAAAAUUUAGAUGAAGUCUUAGAGGAACCAGUAGAAGAAAUAAGACCAAAGAAAGAAUCAUAAUCAAUUAGACCAAAAAAUGAAAGUGUUUCUUCAUAAUUCACAUAAAUUACUGAUGAAAUACAUUCAGUAUGGGAUAACGUUGAUUUGUAUUUAAGAGGAGUACAAUUUGAUGAAUUUGAUUAAUAAGCUUAAUUGCAAUCAUUUUUGUAACUCUACAAAAUGAGAAGUGGAGGAUUCCCUGUAAGUUACUCAUGAUUAAAUAAGGGCUAAAGAGAGAACUUGUCAAAUGAAGAAGUAAUCAGAAGAGCUGCUGAAUAUGCUAAAGGCAAUAGACAAGUAUUUAAGAAAUAUUUUCCAACUAAACAAGUAGUUUUUGAAAAUGAUGAAGAUUACACAUAAUCAUAUGAUGUUAAUAGUGAUGCUAAUUUUUAAAAAUUCUAAAAGUAUAUUCAGAAAUAUAAUCAAUAAUGA